Messenger RNA from Durio zibethinus, 2946 nucleotides. It is a transcript of the gene BMY2, whose product is annotated as beta-amylase 2. NCBI's taxonomy places the organism in Eukaryota, Viridiplantae, Streptophyta, Magnoliopsida, Malvales, Malvaceae. The record is from RefSeq and is a predicted model, not a curated record. Gene Ontology annotation, molecular function: beta-amylase activity. Gene Ontology annotation, biological process: polysaccharide catabolic process.
UAUAUGGUAAUUUAUCUUAUUAAAAUUAAAUAACAAUAAAAAAAGCACGCAGUAGCAGAGAUCAGAAUCCAUAGGUAUAGUGAGAGUGAUACAGGAGUUGAGAUGAAGGACGAUCGAUAAUUCAAUUCAAGGUCAAAGGAUGAAGAUCUGACUCACUCACUCACUCCCAAACUAAAACACCAAAACAAGAAAAUGCAAAAUCCUCCAUCCUCCACCAAUGUAAACCUAGAUCCCACGAUGGAGCCCCAACCCCAGCCUCAGCCCCGGCGACCCCGCGGAUUCGCUGCCACGGCCGCAGCGGCUGCUGCAUCAGUCAGCCCCACUGUCACUCCCUCUGGAACUGCCGCCGCAAGCACUGCCUCCUCCUCCGGCAAGGGGAAACGUGAGAGAGAGAAAGAAAAAGAGAGGACUAAGCUUCGGGAACGGCACAGGCGAGCCAUCACCAGCCGUAUGCUGGCCGGCUUGAGGCAAUACGGCAAUUUCCCUCUCCCCGCGCGUGCUGAUAUGAACGAUGUGCUGGCCGCCUUGGCGCGUGAGGCUGGUUGGACCGUUGAGCCCGACGGCACUACUUACAGGCACUCUCUCCCUCCCCCCCAACAUCAACAACAUUUGGGAGCAUUUUCAGCGAGGUCAGGUGAAAGUCCAUUAUCAGCUAGUUCUUUGAAGAAUUGCUCUGUUAAAGCAACAUUAGACUGUCAGCCACCUGUUAGAAUUGAUGAGAGUUUGUCACCAGCAUCUCUUGAUUCUGUUGUUUUAGCUGAGAGAGAUACAAGGAGUGAGAAAUAUCCAAGUGCUAGUCCCAUUAACUCAGUUGAGUGCCUGGAGGCAGAUCAGCUUAUACAAGAUGUUCAUCCCACGGAGCAUGAGAAUGACUUUACAGGCACCGAAUAUGUACCUGUUUAUAUAAAGCUUUCAACUGGUGUCAUCAACAACUUUUGCCAGUUGGCUGAUGCUGAGGGUGUUAGACAUGAGCUAAGUCAUAUGAACUCCUUAAAUGUAGAUGGAGUCAUUGUAGAUUGUUGGUGGGGUAUUGUUGAGAGUUGGAACCCUCAGAAGUACGUGUGGUCUGGCUACCGGGAAUUAUUUAAUAUUAUCCGAGAAUUCAAGAUGAAGAUACAGGUUGUAAUGGCAUUUCAUGAGUAUGGAAGAACCGGCUCUGCUGAUGUACUGGUCUCCCUACCCAGUUGGAUUUUGGAGAUAGGAAAAGAAAACCAGAAUAUCUUCUUCACAGAUCGUGAGGGGAGGAGGACUACUGAAUGUUUAUCUUGGGGCAUUGACAAAGAACGUGUUUUAAAUGGAAGAACUGGUGUUGAGGUCUACUUUGAUUUCAUGAGAAGCUUCAGGACAGAGUUUGAUGACUUGUUUGCAGAGGGUCUUUUUUCUGCGGUGGAGAUUGGACUUGGACCGUCUGGGGAGUUGAGGUAUCCCUCUUUCUCAGAAAGGAUGGGUUGGAGGUAUCCUGGCAUCGGUGAGUUUCAGUGUUACGAUAAAUAUUUACAGCAAAAUCUACGGAAAGCUGCUAAAUUGCGUGGGCACUCUUUCUGGGCUAGAGGACCUGAUAAUGCUGGUCAAUAUAAUUCUCGGCCGCAUGAAACCAGUUUCUUUUGUGAACGAGGUGAUUAUGAUAGCUACUAUGGGCGCUUUUUCCUCCAUUGGUAUGCCCAGUCACUAACAGACCAUGCUGACAAUGUCUUGUCUCUAGCAAGUCUUGCUUUUGAGGAGUCCAAGAUUAUUGUUAAGAUACCUGCAGUUUAUUGGUGGUACAAGGCUUCCAGUCAUGCAGCAGAGCUAACAGCAGGAUAUUAUAACCCAACCAAUCAGGAUGGAUAUUCUCCAGUUUUUGAGGUUUUAAAGAAACACUCUGUGACAAUGAAGUUUAUGUGCUCUGGGUUACAGGUUUGUAGCUAUGAAAGUGAUGAAGCAUUUGCUGAUCCAGAAGGUUUGAGUUGGCAGGUCAUCAAUUCAGCCUGGGAUCGAGGAUUGGCUGUUGCUGGUGAGAAUACACUUUCAUGUUACGACAGAGAAGGGUGCUUGAGAAUAAUUGAGACAGCCAAGCCAAGAAAUGAUCCUGAUCGUCGCCACUUUUCGUUCUUUGUGUAUCAACAACCAUCUCCUUUAGUUCAAGGAGUAAUAUGCUUCCCAGAUUUGGAUUACUUCAUUAAAUGCAUGCAUGGAGAUAUUACUGGUGAGCUAGUACCUUGAUGAGGGUGGAUUUUCCUUCUUUUUUUUUUUUUGAAAUGGAAUGAUUAAAGUGAAUCGCCAAUUUCAACUGAAGGCUAAUAAUGAUGAGGUUUAACAAUAACGUGAAAGGUGUAGGUUAUGUUAGGUGUCAGCACCUAUUAGAGAUUUUACUGAAUUUGGCUUGUAUUUUCUGUGUUCAUAUGUUCAUGUAAUGUGAUUCUAAUUAGUAAUUAUAUAUGUUAGUUUAUAAACUGAAUAGAGCUACACAGGCGUUUUACAGUUUACACCUUAGAUGUAUAAUGAUACGGGAUAUAUUGCUGGAAUUAAGUAAAUAUGUGGUACGUUGUCAUUGUCUCAUCAAUCAUCAAAGGUAAAACCAGAGGCUGAAGCACACAAAAUAAGCAGAGAAAAAAAAUUUGAUUUUGCAAACUACAAGUUUAAUUCUGAUAUAAAGCAAUGUUUUGAAUUUGCUGGUUUUUCUGUUUCAUAUAUGCAAUAUUUUAAGUGUUGUGCCUGUCUGUCUUCUCAUGGAUCAUUCUUCUGCCUACUCGUUUAUAUUAAAGAUCUUAGGUGUCCCCCAUAUUAGAGGCAGGAUUCCUUUUUCUUUUCUCAUGUUUCUACGGUAAUUCAAGUAUUAAAUAAAUUUGGACUACAAUUUUGACGGAGCCUUCUUAUCCAUAUUUUUAUACAAAAUUAACUGUUUUUCUUUACAACAUAGUUAUUUACUACUGAAGCUUGUUGAGUUUUUUUUUCUUCAUUUGGAGC